Bubalus bubalis (water buffalo) is the source of this 1013-nucleotide messenger RNA. RefSeq names its product arginine and serine rich coiled-coil 1 (gene RSRC1). Gene Ontology annotation, biological process: alternative mRNA splicing, via spliceosome. NCBI's taxonomy places the organism in Eukaryota, Metazoa, Chordata, Mammalia, Artiodactyla, Bovidae. The coding region runs from base 93 to 806 and encodes 237 amino acids. The transcript has 7 exons. Gene Ontology annotation, cellular component: cytoplasm; nucleus. The record is from RefSeq and is a predicted model, not a curated record.
CGCCGGCGGCGCCCAGAUUUGAAGAAACAUAUCUAGGUCUGCGGCGCUUGCAAGUCUACUGGAGGUGUAAGCCCGAAGGCCGGAAUCCAGAAAUGGGCCGCCGGUCAUCAGAUACUGAAGAAGAAAGCAGAAGCAAGAGAAAAAAGAAACACCGUAGACGAUCUUCUUCCAGUAGUUCUUCAGAUAGUAGAACGUACAGCCGAAAGAAAGGUGGAAGGAGAUCAAGGUCAAAAUCAAGAUCUUGGUCCAGAGAUCUUCAGCCUCGCUCACAUUCUUAUGAUAGAAGACGCAGACAUCGAUCAAGCAGUAGCUCUUCUUACGGCUCUAGAAGAAAACGAAGCCGAAGUCGUUCAAGGGGUCGAGGAAAAUCAUACAGAGUUCAGAGGUCUAGGUCAAAAAGCAGAACAAGAAGGUCCCGAUCAAGACCUCGGCCACGUUCCCAUAGUCGAAGCAGUGAAAGGUCAAGUCACAGAAGAACACGUAGUCGGUCUCGGGAUAGAGAACGACGUAAAGGCAGAGAUAAGGAGAAAAGAGAAAAGGAAAAGGAUAAAGGCAAGGACAAGGAAUUACACAACAUCAAACGUGGGGAAUCUGGAAACAUCAAAGCUGGAUUAGAACAUCUGCCACCAGCUGAACAGGCCAAAGCAAGACUGCAAUUGGUUCUAGAAGCUGCUGCAAAAGCUGAUGAAGCAUUGAAAGCCAAAGAAAGAAAUGAAGAAGAAGCAAAGAGAAGAAAGGAGGAAGGUAAAGACAUGUAUUCAUUUUGUUUCAAAGCAGUCACAGUGAAGAGUCACUAUUUGACGUGAUUCUCUUCAUUCUCUGAAUAAAGCAUAAAACAUCAUUAAGUGCUUUAGGGGGUACCUCCUGCUACUUUACGAACCUAAACUAUGACACGAUGUUACACUAUAUUCAGUGUCUUGGACACUGAUGUUUGCCAGCAUAAGGUUAGUUUAGAGGCAGAAAAUCCCAAGGACAGAGGAGCCUGGUAGGCUGCAGUCCAUGGGGUCACUAAG